AUGGCAGCAUGGCUUCGGCCUUGUGCUGCGCGGCCCGCUGCUCACCCGCCAGCUGCCGUUUGCAGCAGGCGGCUUCCCGCCAUCCGCGUGCGCCGAAGCCUGGCCCUCGCCGGGCUCGCCCUCGGCGCCGCAGGCGCUGCGCGGACGAGGUGUCGCGCAGGCGCGCGAGAUGCCGUGGCGGUGCUCAUGGACGGGGACGGCCAGGGCCCCCGCGAGUUUCGUGCCGCGUGGAAGGCGCUGAGCAGCUGCGGGCGAGUGGUGUACACGGGCGUCUUCGCCGCGAGGGGCCAGCUGCGGCGCCCGGAGUGGCGGAAGUUCUGCGAGGAGUCUGGGGCCGAAGGUGUCGCCGUGGAGCCCGAAGCGCAGGAGUUGCCCAGCACCGCGCUGGCGCGAGCGGCCCUCAGCUGGGCCGAGCACGCGGUCGUGGCGCUCAUGCCGUCGGAGCGCGAGGGCCGCCCGGCGAGCUCUUGGGACGCCAACCUGGACGUGGACUUCGUGGCGUUGGCGGAGCUGCUGACCGCGCGGGGCGCCCAAGUUUGGGCCGUGCUGCUGGAAGGCCCGGCCUUCCGCUGCCCCGAGUCCGUCGGCCUGGCGGCGCAGUUCCGGCGCAGGGGCGUGGAGGUGUUUUGGGUCGAGGUGGCCUGGUUCGGAUUCCGCACGCCGCGGAUGCGGGCGGUGCUCGAUGCGACUGGUGCUGCUGGCUGCGUUGAGCCGAUCCUCCAGGAGCGCGGGCCCUUGCCGGACAUCACCCACUUGAUUGCUCACCUGCUGGAGCAUGGCUUCAUGGAGACGCCCCGGGAUGCCAUCGCACCUGCUAUCGCAAGGUUCUGGGCACAGAACGUCGCCAGCCGCUUGACGGUUUGGCCUGCGCAGUACCCGCUUCACCAGCUCAACGACAUUCUAGGUUCAGGCUCCACGUGGAAACUCCGCAGCGCAGAGAUGGCCUUUGUGAUGCCCCUGGGCAGCAAAGGCCGUUCCACCAAGGAGGUCAUCGCCAGAUAUGGUACAGCGGAUUGCCGCUCAAUUUAUUUAGGAGGCGGGCCCUUCUUGCUGGAAGACUCGCCCGAGCUGCCAUCGGAGGUGCUGAGACGACUGGGCUACUUGGACGAUGAUCUGAACAGCGAUUUGGAUGAAGCUGUUGCACUCUUCUGCGAUGGCACUGCAAAUAGGCGCACCCUGCAAGUGGCGGACUGCGCCCCUUUGGACGCAGGCACAACGCGGGAGCGCCUGCAGCGGCUGCGCUCUGCACUUCUGUGCCAGAAGAUUUACGGCGGCUGGCGGAGCGCGCCGAGCGACAACUUGCUUCGCAUCAAUUUCACGUCGAAGGGCCUCAUCAGCAAGGACUGCGCGAUGCACGGUUCCGUUCUGCUUGCCAUCCAAUCUGGUUUCUGCCUCGCAUGCUUUCCAUGUCGAGUUCUCAGGUCGUACAAUAGCCUGGUGUCUUGCAUCCAGGAGGACGUGAAUCGAAACGGCUGGCUUUGGAGCGAGAAACAUGGGCGCUACAACUGCAGCUGCGUUCCCUUUGGUGCCGUUGAAAGACAGAGGGGCCUGCUUGGAAAGGCUCGAAAUCAGAAUCACGAGGUCGAAUUCCAUGGAUUGCCCUUGGCUUGCCAUUUCUUGUCUUUGACACUUGGCUGUGGGUCAAAAAUAGGCAAAAUUGAACCUUGGUAA
This is a messenger RNA of Effrenium voratum, 1671 nucleotides long. The record is from the annotation of a GenBank genome assembly. NCBI's taxonomy places the organism in Eukaryota, Dinophyceae, Suessiales, Symbiodiniaceae.